AUGCCUUCAGCAGCUCUGUGUGCGCGCUCUCUGAGAGCCUACGCCCGCCAUGGCUCCAACCACACUGCCAUUCUCGCUCGCGCCUUCUCUGCGACGGCAAGGAGGCCAGAGAUCAACAAGGUCUACCCUUCAGCAACCGAGGCUCUCAAGGACAUGAAGCCUAACUCUACACUUCUCUGCGGUGGUUUCGGCCUCUGCGGUGUGCCCGAUACCCUGAUCAAUGAGGUUCUCAACAAGCCUGAGAUCACUGGCAUCACCGCCGUCUCUAACAACGCCGGUACCGACACCUCCGGUCUUGGCAAGCUCCUGAAGACCAAGCAGAUCAAGAAGAUGGUUGCCAGCUACAUCGGCGAGAACAAGACUUUUGAGAAGAUGUACCUGACCGGUGAGAUCGAGCUUGAGCUCACGCCCCAGGGUACUCUCGCCGAGCGCUGCGCCGCCGGUGGUAAGGGCAUUCCCGCCUUCUACACUCCCGCUGCCUUCGGAACCGUUGUUCAGACCGGUGAGCUUCCCCUGAGGAACAAGGCCGACGGCUCUCCCGACCAGUUCUCCUACCCCAAGGACGUCAAGGUCUUCAACGGCAAGUCCUACCUGCUUGAGGAGAGCAUCGACGGUGACUACGCCUUCGUCAAGGCCUACAAGGCCGACAAGCUCGGAAACUGCCAGUUCCGCCUGGCCGCCAACAACUUCAACGGCGCCAUGGGCCGCAACGCCAAGAUGACCAUCGUCGAGGCCGAGCACAUCGUCGAGCCCGGUGAAAUCUCCCCCGAGGCCGUCCACCUGCCCGGCAUCUACGUCAAGCGCGUCAUCCAGAGCACCGCCGAGAAGAACAUUGAGAAGUUCACCUUCGCCAAGGACGAGAACGACCCGGACGCUAAGAAGGCCCUCGGCAGCGGUGACACUGCCGCCAAGCGUGAGCGCAUCGUCCGCCGCGCCGCCAAGGAGUUCAAGAACGGCAUGUACGCCAACCUCGGUAUCGGUAUGCCCAUGCUUGCUCCCGGUUUCGUCGGCCCCGAAGUCGAGGUCCAGCUCCAGUCCGAGAACGGUAUCCUGGGUCUCGGCCCCUACCCCAAGAAGGGCCAGGAGGACGCCGACCUCAUCAACGCCGGCAAGGAGACCGUCACCCUCAAGCCCGGCGCCGCCGUCUUCGGCAGCGAGGAGAGCUUCGGUAUGAUCCGCAGCGGUCGCAUCAACCUCACCAUCCUCGGUGCCAUGCAGGUCAGCUCUACCGGUGACCUUGCCAACUGGAUGUUGCCCGGUAAGGUCAAGGGUUUCGGUGGUGCUAUGGAUCUGGUCAGCAACCCGAGCGCCACCAAGGUCGUCGUCACCAUGGAGCACACCGACAAGAAGGGCAACGCAAAGAUCGUCAAGCAGUGCGCCUUCCCUCUUACCGGCCGCGCUUGCGUGUCGAGAAUCAUUACUGAGCUGGGUGUCUUCGAUGUCGACUUCGCGCACGGCCUGACCCUGAUUGAGAUUGCGGACGGUGUUACGGUGGAAGAGAUCAAGAGCAAGACCGAGGCGCCCUUCACGGUUGCCGAGGACCUGAAGCCCAUGUUGUAA
Colletotrichum karsti is the source of this 1560-nucleotide messenger RNA. Its product is annotated as coenzyme A transferase. The coding region runs from base 1 to 1560 and encodes 519 amino acids. Gene Ontology annotation, molecular function: succinyl-CoA:3-oxo-acid CoA-transferase activity. NCBI's taxonomy places the organism in Eukaryota, Fungi, Ascomycota, Sordariomycetes, Glomerellales, Glomerellaceae. The transcript is spliced from 3 exons. The record is from RefSeq and is a predicted model, not a curated record. Gene Ontology annotation, biological process: ketone body catabolic process.